Molecule: messenger RNA, 1257 nt
Organism: Ostertagia ostertagi
Lineage: Eukaryota; Metazoa; Nematoda; Chromadorea; Rhabditida; Trichostrongylidae
Source: the annotation of a GenBank genome assembly
AUGGGUGAAGGGCCGGUAGACAUAGUGCUGAUCCCCGGCGGCAUAUCUCACAUCGAGGCAAUGCAUGAUAUGGCGGGUUACACCGUCCUUCCUCCGCCGCCUGGCGACCUUCUCCCGCGUCAUCACCUUCGACAAGCGCGGUCAGGGGCCUGUCCGACAGGAUGUCCGAGGCGCCGUUCGCUCGAAGCGAGCAUGGACGAUGUACGAGCGAUCAUGGAUGAAGUCGGGUCGAGCCGAGCAAUACUUAUUGGCUUCUCCGAAGGCUCAGCGAUGAGCACCUUGUUUUCGGCGACAUACCCCGACCGUGUCUCACGCCUCAUCCUGUUCGGAGCCUUCCCGCGGGGCAGCUAUCAGCCGGCCUCAGUGGAAAACAGGAUUGCGGUGAUGCAGAAGCAUUGGGGCACCGGCGCCUUCGUCAAACGCGCAGUGGCAUCACAGCAGCAGGUGAGCGAGAGCACCAUGGAGGCCUACGGGCGGUUCGAGCGAUUGGCGGCCAGUCCAGGCGCCCAGCGCAACAACAUGCUCGUGAACAGCCGCAUCGAUGUGAGUCCAAUCCUCGGCACGGUCCGCGCGUCCACCUUGGUGCUUCAUCGAAAAGGCGACGCCAUCGUCCCCGUCGAGCAAGGGCGCAUCAUGGCGCAACUCAUUCCUAACGCUAAGUACAUCGAGUAUCCCGAAGGCGACCACGGGUUCUGGAGCGGUGAUACGGAAGCGCUUCUCGGCGACAUCGAGGAGUUCGUCACCGGGCAUCGCGACGGCAGCAACGCUGAUCUCGAACGGGUACUCGCCACGGUCCUGUUCACUGACAUCGCGGGGUCGACCCAGAGCGCAGUGGAGAUGGGCGACCAGAAGUGGCGCCACUUGCUAGAUGAGCACGACCGUCUUGGACGGCGGAUGGUCGAGCGCCACCGAGGCAACCUCGUGAAGACGACGGGAGAUGGUGUUCUCGCUACCUUCGAUGGACCAGGCCGGGCCGUUCGAUGUGCCCUUGCUCUGACAGCGGCGGCGCGGGAGAUAGGCGUGCCUUUGCGGGCAGGUCUUCACACAGGAGAGAUAGAAGUUCGAGGCCACGACGUGGGAGGCAUUGCCGUGCAUGCAGCGGCCCGCGUCAUGGGGCAUUCGCAGCCAGGCGAAGUGCUGGUCUCACGGGUGGUGACGGACCUAGUGGCGGGUGCCGGGCUUGGCUUCUCCGGGCGCGGAUCGCAUGAACUCAAGGGGAUACCGGGGCAGUGGGAGUUGUUCGCGGCCCACCUGUGA